This is a messenger RNA of Fragaria vesca subsp. vesca, 705 nucleotides long. Its product is annotated as anaphase-promoting complex subunit 11-like. Gene Ontology annotation, cellular component: nucleus; anaphase-promoting complex. Bases 207 to 458 code for a protein of 83 amino acids. Gene Ontology annotation, biological process: anaphase-promoting complex-dependent catabolic process; positive regulation of mitotic metaphase/anaphase transition; protein ubiquitination. Lineage: Eukaryota; Viridiplantae; Streptophyta; Magnoliopsida; Rosales; Rosaceae. The record is from RefSeq and is a predicted model, not a curated record. Gene Ontology annotation, molecular function: cullin family protein binding; ubiquitin protein ligase activity; zinc ion binding. The transcript has 6 exons.
AGACAGCUUGUUUGCUCCGAGGAAACGGAGAAGGCCAUCAAGGCCAGCCCAGGCUUGUAAAGCAUUAUACCAAAUCGGGCUUGGACUCAUGUUUCAAACCUGAUGCAGACCCAAGGUGAAGAGAAUCAGAAUACUGGAAAAAGACCCAACCUUUCAGAGUGUUUAGGGAUUUUGACUUCAGGGUUUUGCAGUUGCAGCAGAAGAAGAUGAAAGUCAAGAUCUUGUGGCAUGCUGUUGCUGCAUGGACAUGGGAUGCACAGGAUGAAACAUGUGGCAUUUGUAGGAUGGCAUUUGAUGGUUGUUGUCCUGAUUGUAAGCUCCCUGGGGAUGAUUGCCCACUAAUCUGGGGUGCUUGCAACCAUGCUUUUCAUCUUCAUUGCAUCCUAAAAUGGGUAAAUUCACAGACUUCUCAAGCACAUUGCCCCAUGUGCCGGAGGGAGUGGCAAUUCAAAGGAUGAUAGAAAAAUUGGAAAACUGGAUCCCAUUUAAGGUAAUUCCUUCUCCCUAUGUCUCAAUGUUCCCCAGGGCAGACUUGCAAAUGCUCGGUUGUAUAUGAAACUGAGGCAACAUACAAUUUUGUGUCCGGUUAGCUAAGCUGAGGCAACUCAAGGUUUCAGUUUCAAUCAUUUGGUGUAUUUCCUCCAAGUUGUGUGUAGUAAAUUGCUCUAUUGAACUAUAAUUGACUAUUGGGCUAUCCUUUCUCUU